This is a messenger RNA of Strongylus vulgaris, 540 nucleotides long. The record is from the annotation of a GenBank genome assembly. NCBI's taxonomy places the organism in Eukaryota, Metazoa, Nematoda, Chromadorea, Rhabditida, Strongylidae.
AUGAGUUUCGUUCUAGCUUCUCUAGUCUUCAAUGUCAUCCCUACUGCUGUGGAAAUCUCAAUGGUAUCUGCAAUUUUUUGCGGCUCACUUGGCCCAGAAUUUGCUUACAUGACUCUCGGUAGUGUAGGAAUGUAUGCAACGGCUACGCUGGCGAUUACACAGUGGCGUACCAAGUUUCGUCAUGAAAUGAACCAAGCGGAUAACGAUGCCGGAAACAAAGCAGUGGACUCGCUCAUUAAUUAUGAGACGGUUAAGAUAGAGGAUGUGCAUUUCGGAUAUUUGCCGGAAAAGCCUAUUCUCAAUGGUUUAACAAUGGAAAUCCCGGCAGGCAAAAAAGUGGCUGUUGUUGGAGGGUCUGGUUCGGGGAAGUCAACGCUUGUUCGUUUGCUUUAUCGCUUGUAUGACGCCGACAGCGGACAUAUCACUGUAAAUGGGAUUGACAUCCAUGACCUCAAGCUUAAUUCACUGAGAAGAGCAAUAUCAGUGGUGCCACAGGUUAAGUCUUUGGGCGAUGGUAUAAGCAAAUACGUUAGUGGUUGA